CAACCAAACACUCAACAUUCUUACAUCAUCAAACACAAAACAAUCAAUCAACGCAUCAAGAUUAAGUUCUAAGCAAAAACAGAGAGAGAAAGAAAAUGUCAGACAAGCAAAACCUAAGCUACCAAGCAGGCCAAGCCACUGGCCAGACUAAGGAGAAGGCAAGUGGUCUUAUGGACAAGGCCAAAGAUGCUGCUGCUUCAGCUCAAGACUCCAUGCAACAUGCUGGGCAACAGAUGAAGCAGAAGGCACAAGGAGCUGCUGAAGUGGUGAAGGACAAAACUGGCUUGAACAAGAACACCUAAACAACUUUCAAUUUUACUUUCUAAUAAAAUCCUCUCUUUUGAGUUAUUUAAUAAAUUUGGAAGGGUUUUAAUUCUCAUUCCUGCUGCUUCUGAUGUUAUUCCCCUGAUUUUUAUGUAAUUUCCUCCAUAUAUAGUUAAUAAACAUCUGUUUUUUUAA
This is a messenger RNA of Brassica rapa (field mustard), 459 nucleotides long. Its product is annotated as stress-induced protein KIN2-like. NCBI's taxonomy places the organism in Eukaryota, Viridiplantae, Streptophyta, Magnoliopsida, Brassicales, Brassicaceae. The record is from RefSeq and is a predicted model, not a curated record.